This is a messenger RNA of Cladophialophora yegresii CBS 114405, 1860 nucleotides long. RefSeq lists its product as uncharacterized. The record is from RefSeq and is a predicted model, not a curated record. Gene Ontology annotation, molecular function: catalytic activity. Bases 1 to 1860 code for a protein of 619 amino acids. The transcript has a single exon. NCBI's taxonomy places the organism in Eukaryota, Fungi, Ascomycota, Eurotiomycetes, Chaetothyriales, Herpotrichiellaceae.
AUGAGGUUCGCUGAGAUUUGCGUCCACGUCGCUGCCGCUGCACUCUCACUGUCCCUUGCGACCGCACAAACCAUCGCUCAGAUCAAUGGCAACAGGUUUAUCUCACCCUACCGCAACCAGAACGUCUUCAACGUGACGGGCUUAGUCACUGCCACGGGGCCAAAUGGACUAUGGAUCCGCUCCACGACGCCAGAUUCGGACAUUCGCACCUCGGAAUCCAUCUACGUCUUCGGCAGGAUACCCAGUAGUCUCACAGUGACGGCCGGGGACGUGAUCGUCCUCGACGGACUCGUCUCCGAGUAUCGCUCCAGCGCGGCAUACCUAUACUUGACCGAGAUAACUCGCCCCACCAAUGUCCAAGUAGUGUCACGCGGCAAUCCGGUCAAGGCUGUCGUGUUAGGCAAGCAAGAUACCAGCCCACCCACGGAGCAGUACACGGUGCUCGACGAAGGUGAUGUUUUUGCCCUACCAAACAACGCAAGCCAGAUCUCGACCGCCAAUCCCGUGCUGCAACCAUGGGCAUAUGGUCUUGACUUCUGGGAGAGUCUCAGCGGGGAACUCGUUGCCGUCAGGGGCGCCUCCGCCGUCGCCAAACCAAACUCCUACAAUGAGACCUGGAUCACGGGGGACUGGAGGAAGACCGGCAAGAACAGCAGAGGUGGCUUGACCAUGACGGCCGGGGACGCCAACCCGGAAGCCAUCAUCAUCGGCGCGCCUCUGGACGGGACCGACAACCCCACCGACAUCAAGCUGGGCGACCAGCUCGCGGACGUCACGGGUGUCGUCUACCAGCAAUUCGGGUAUUACUACAUCCUGCCACUGACGGCACUCAGCGUGACUGAGUCGAUGUCGCCUACCCUCCCACCACCGGUAAGCUGGACCUCCAAGGGGAACUGCAACAAAAUCACAGUCGGGCAAUACAACGUGGAGAACCUGGCGGCCAACUCGACCCACUUGCCAUCCAUCGCCCAGCACAUCGCUUACUACCUGAACUCCCCGGACCUGGUCUUCCUCCAGGAGAUCCAAGACAACAGCGGUCCGACGGACGACGGCGUCGUCUCCGCCAACGCCACGCUCGAGGCCCUCGUCACGGCCAUCGAAGCCGCGGGCGGUGUCUCGUACGCGUACACCGACAUCGACCCCCAGAACGACCAGGACGGCGGUCAGCCAGGCGGCAACAUCCGCCCGGCAUACCUGUACAACCCUGCUGUGUUGAACCUGAAGACCAACAAUGGAAUCAACCCCACUACCCCGGGAACCGUCCUCGACGCCAACGCCGUCUACCCCGGCCCGAACCUCAAAUAUAAUCCCGGGCUCAUCGACCCGUCGAACCCCGCGUGGGAGGACUCGCGCAAACCGAUCGCCGCGCAGUGGGAGACCGUGGCAGGCGACAAGGCCACGCUCUUCACGGUAAACGUGCACUUCACCUCCAAGGGCGGCAGUUCCACCAUCGAGGGUGACCCUCGCCCGCCUGUCAACGGGGGUGUCGACCAGCGCAUCGCCCAGGCGACCGUCGUGGGUGACUUUGUGGCGCGCAUUCUCGCCGAGGAUCAGGCGGCCGCGGUUGUCGUGGCCGGGGAUUUCAACGAGUUUGCGUUCGUGGCGCCGUUGGAGACGUUCGUAAACGUGUCUGGGCUCGUCAAUCUCGAUGAUGCCGCCGGUGUUGCGGCGCAGGAACGGUACACGUAUCUGUUUGAGAUGAACAGUCAGGAACUGGACCACAUGUUUGUGAGUCCCAAGAUUGCGGGAUCGCCUGGGGGCAGGCCCGACUUGAAGCACGUCCAUGCGAAUACGUGGGUGAGUUAUGCGGAGCAGCUCUCUGAUCAUGAUCCUAGUGUGGCGAGGUUGGAUAUUUGCUAG